AUGUUUUGGAAACCACUCGCUUGUGCUGCUGCUGUCUUCUCUGUUGUUGCUGCUGACCCGGCUCCAGAGUCUCACGACUCGCCUGUUGGCGCUUCUUAUAGAGCUAAAUUCGAUAAGGGCGUUGAAGGUUAUGUCAACUUUUCAUCCAAGAAUGGCUCUGUCCUUGUGGAUGUAAACCUUUCUGGUUUGCCUGAUUACGGUGGUCCGUUCAUGUACCACAUUCACGAGUUGCCUGUGCCCUCUGACGGUAACUGUACUGGCACCAAGGCCCACUUUAACCCAUACAAUGGCCACGAGAAGGCUCCCACGCCUGCUGAGUUGGAGGUGGGUGACCUUUCUGGAAGACACGGCGAGAUUGAGACCCAGUCGUUUGAAACCUCGUACAUUGACCCAUACCUCUCGUUGAACCCAGAUAACGAGGCUUUCUUUGCUGACUUGUCGGUGGUGGUGCACUUGCAUAACACUACGAGAAUUGCUUGUGCCAACAUCACCAAGGAGUUUUCCAUUCCUGAGGAGAACGCCGCUGCCAAGCCUAUGGCCAUGGGUGCUGUCGCUUUGGUUGCCGGUGCCGCUUUGAUUUUGUAA
Molecule: messenger RNA, 585 nt
Organism: Candidozyma haemuli
Lineage: Eukaryota; Fungi; Ascomycota; Pichiomycetes; Serinales; Metschnikowiaceae
Exons: 1
Coding region: 1-585 (194 amino acids)
Biological process (GO): removal of superoxide radicals
Cellular component (GO): extracellular region
Molecular function (GO): superoxide dismutase activity; copper ion binding
Source: RefSeq, a predicted model, not a curated record